Chenopodium quinoa (quinoa) is the source of this 3524-nucleotide messenger RNA. RefSeq names its product disease resistance protein RGA2-like. Gene Ontology annotation, biological process: defense response to other organism. The record is from RefSeq and is a predicted model, not a curated record. The transcript is spliced from 3 exons. Bases 118 to 3345 code for a protein of 1075 amino acids. Gene Ontology annotation, molecular function: ADP binding. NCBI's taxonomy places the organism in Eukaryota, Viridiplantae, Streptophyta, Magnoliopsida, Caryophyllales, Amaranthaceae.
GGUCAUAUUAUUGUACGGACUAAUAACAUUUUACUCCUAUUUAGGUUGAACCAAGCAUGAAUUAUUAUUGAUCAAACUCAAAACUCAUACCAUCUUUUCUCAUCAUUUUGCAUAGAAAUGGACAUUGUAGGCACAACGCUCUCUGUUGCUCAAACUUUGUUUGCAGCAUUGCAAUGUCCGGAGGUCAAUGAGACCCUCUCACUCUUUGGCUACAAAUCUCACCUCGAUGAUCUUAUACGUACCGUUGAGGCUGUCAAGGCCGUGUUGCUCGAUGCAGAAUCCAAGCAAGAGCUCUCCCAUGAAGCACAAAUUUGGCUUCAAGAGCUCAAGGAUGUUGUUUAUGAAGCAGAUGAUCUAGUUGAUGAGUUUGUCACACUUGCCGAGCAGAAGCAACUCCUAAAGGAGGAUGAUGUUAGUCUUUCCAAAAAGGCGCGCCACUUCUUUUCUAAUUCCAAUCCACUUGGAAUUGCUCUCAAGAUGUCUCGAGGGGUUAAGAAGAUCAAGAAGAAGUUGGGUGCGAUUGCUUACAAUGAUCAAUUUCGCUUUAAGCUUGAUCACGAGCCUAUCAGGAAGAGAAGGCCUGAGACCUGUUCUUAUGUAGAUGCAACAGAUAUUAUUGGGAGGGAAGAUGACUUGGAGAUUAUCACUAGUAUGUUGCUUGAUUCUGAUGUUCAACGUGAUGUGUCGUUUCUCACGAUUGUGGGAAUGGGAGGGUUGGGCAAAACUGCUCUUACUCAACUCGUGUAUAACGAUGAAAGUGUCAAAAGUGCGUUUCCAUUAAGGUUGUGGGCUUGUGUCUCUGAUCAUGAUCAGAAUCAACUAGAUGUGAAAGAAAUUGUUGGUAAGAUUUUGGGAGAGAAUCAUCAGGAUUCCACCAUGGAUCGAGUACAACACAAACUUCGAGAAAAACUAGCAGGCAAGAGAUUCUUACUCGUUUUAGAUGACGUAUGGACCGAGAAUCGUACACAGUGGAAUGAGCUAGCAAAAUUCUUGAUUGGAGAUCAAAGGGGGAGUUGGAUUGUAGCAACUACACGUUCUGAAACAACAGCAAGAAUCAUAGGAAAUGGCACGAUGCACAAGCUCCAAGGCUUGUCACAUGAGAAUUCAUGGCGCUUAUUUGAAAGGUCGGCCUUUGGAUCGGAGCAAUCAAACCCUCAUAAUGAUUUGGUUAAGAUUGGGUGUGAGAUUGUUCAAAAAUGUGCUCAAAUACCCCUUGCUAUAAAAGUGGCAGGAGGUAUUUUGUAUGGUCAAGACAAGAGUAAGUGGCUAUCGUUUCGGGAUGUCGGAUUAGGCAACAUUAGAGAGAGCCAUAAUGAUAUCAUGCCGGUGUUAAAGUUUAGCUACCAUCAUCUUGAAUCUCCGUUAAAGUGUUGCUUUAGUUAUUGUGCGGUGUUUCCAAAGAAUUGUAUUAUAGACAAGCAGAGGUUGAUACGCCUUUGGAUGGCACAGGGGUAUAUUGUUCCAAUAGACAAAGGUCAAAGCAUAGAAGAAGCAGGCGAGGAAUAUAUAUCUAUAUUGGUGCGGAGAUGUUUUUUCCAUAAUGUACGAAAAAGUGAAAAUGGAGAAAUUGGUUCAUUUAUGAUACAUGAUCUCAUGCACGAUAUUGCUCAAAAUGUCAUAGGGAAGGAGCUUUGUACAACGAAAGCUGCUAGUGGCAACCUAGAUAAAAACGUUCGUCAUCUGUCUCUCGCCGGAAGCUCGUUUGCAAAAUACUCCUUUGGUAAGACACAUAUUCGCUCAUAUUUUUAUGCUGGCUACUGGCGUCAUGAUGCUGAUGAGAUGGACAAAGUUACACUAGAAGCAAUUGUCACUAAUUGCAGAUGCUUAAGGGCAUUGGACCUAGCUUUUUCUACAAUUAAGAGUUUACCAAGCUCUAUUGGAGAGCUAUUGCAUUUGAGGUACGUAGAUCUCUCAUAUAAUAAAGAUUUGGAACUGCUGUCUAAGUCAAUUACGAAACUAUAUAAUCUGCAAACCUUGCUACUAAUUAGGUGUGAGAAGUUAAAAGAGUUACCAAAAGAUGUGAGUAGCUUGGUUAAGCUUGAGACGUUGGAUAUAGAUGGUUGCUCUAGUCUAUCUUUUAUGCCUAAAGGCAUAGAUAAGUUGAGUAACCUUCGCACUUUGAAUAAGUUUAUUGUGGGUGGAGAAGGAAGUUGUUCAGGUUGGAAGCAAUGGUUUGAUAGACUAGAAUACCUAACGGCUCUUAACAAUUUGAAGGGUCGUCUUGAAAUUGACAUUAGGUGGCCUAAUAAUGCUACAUGUGUUCAAGAGAGCAGUAUGAGGGGAGGGUUAUACUUGAGGCACAAGGAACAUCUCAGUCGCGUUAAAGUUGAUUUUAAACUCGAUGAAUGUAGUGGAAGAAUAAAUAAUGAUGUAGAAAGAAGAUUGAUGGAAGAGCUGCAGCCACAUUCUAAUCUAAAAGAGUUAGUUGUGCGAGGAUAUCAUGGUGCAAGGAUGCCUAGUUGGGUAACCCUUCUACCAAAUCUUGUAGAUCUUCGUCUUUUCAAUUGUGGGGAAUUGGACUAUCUACCAUGUUUGGGGAGCUUGAGUUAUCUUAAAUUCCUCAAACUUUCACAAUUCGACAAAUUGGAGCACAUUGAAGCAGAUGUCUCACCGCCUGGUUACAUCCUUGCAUCAGAAAGUACAAGAGUAUCAUCAUUGUUUCCAUCCCUUGAACACCUUGAGCUAAAGAAUUUGCAUAAGUGUAAAGGGUGGAUAAGAAGGGUAGAGGCAGGAGAUGAGUGUCACUCACAAUUAUAUUUUCCUCAAUUGAAGUCAUUAAGAAUAGAACAAUGCCCGCUUUUGACAUGUACUCCAUGGUGUCCUAAAUUGGAAAGAUUGCAUUUAGUCGCAUUCAACAAGAGACUCCAAAUAAUGAAUACCGAAAGGGGUCUCCAUCAUGUUCAUUUUGUUGUGAUCCUAGAAAUUCGAGUAUUUCAAUUCCCAGAUUGCAAGCUAGAGAGUUUGGAAGUAGUUGAGGAGGUGUUUCGUAGUUGCUCAUCUUCAUUGCAAUCCUUUUGUAUUACUGGUGGUUGCUCCAAACUAAGGAGUGUUUCUGGAGGAGUUGAGCAUCUCACUGCUUUGAAGAUCACAACUACAAAUUGGAUGCAGUUCUUGAAAGCCCUUCAAACCUUGUCUAUAGUACGUUGCAAUAAGCUAGAAUCAAUUCCAAAUUGGAUGCCAAAACUCACUUCUCUCAGGAACCUUAAGAUUUCGUGUUGCUCGACGCAACUGGAGAGAAGAUGCCAAUAUUCAACUGGAGAAGACUGGCUUAACAUUCAACACAUCUCCUCCACGGAAAUCACCUCCAAAGCUCCUUUCUGGUUAUUCUUACCACUAGAUUUAUGAGAUGCCUUUUUAUGUAUGUUAAUUUUUUGUAGAAUAAUUUCUAUUAUGCUCUUUUAACAUUGUAUAUAGUCUAUUAUUUAUAGAAUUCUUUGUGCCUGUGUUGAACUUGGUAACAUUUUCAAGUGAAUUACUGCACGAGAAGCAACUCUUUGGUAUUAUAAAUUGAAAAGUUAAUUUGA